Molecule: messenger RNA, 2085 nt
Organism: Sordaria macrospora k-hell
Lineage: Eukaryota; Fungi; Ascomycota; Sordariomycetes; Sordariales; Sordariaceae
Cellular component (GO): mitochondrion
Molecular function (GO): nucleic acid binding; ATP binding
Source: RefSeq, a predicted model, not a curated record
AUGAAGGCUACUCCCAAAAUUUCGCGCCUUCUUACCCGAUCAAGCAAUCGCGUCCUUGGUGUCUCCUUGUCCCAACCCGCCUCAUACCCUCUCACCUCACUUUUGCUUCACUCUUCCGCCACUCCAGCCAAACUCACGACUGGACAGACUCUUCAGCUCCCUUACCGCCACGGCCUGAAUUCUCACUCAGCCUCUUUCUCGACCUCUAGCCCCUCUCACCAGGAGGCUGCUGCUGUUGCUGCUGUUGCUCCCGCUCCCCAAGUCUCUCCCGCCCCCGUCGCCGACAUGCCGGGUGUUUACGCCGAUAUGGCUGGCCGCCUCGAUGCCCGCCUGCUCAAGGCCCUCAACACCAUGGGCUAUGCCAACAUGACCCCCGUCCAGGAAAAGGUCCUCAACAUGGGCUCCUUCACCCAGGACUGCCUCGUCCAGGCCAAGACCGGCACCGGCAAGACCAUCGCCUUCCUUCUCCCCGCCCUGCACACGCUCUUGAACGCCAAGGACCUCGACCCCUCCCAGGUCGCCUUGUUGAUCCUCGCUCCCACCCGUGAGCUCGCCCAGCAGAUCGUGGACGAGUGCGAGAAGCUGGUCAGCCAGUGCAACCCCAGGUUCGAGUGCCAUCUUGCCGUUGGUGGUAGCGCCAAGGCCUCCAGUCUCAGCAAGUUCCUCCGCGGCAAGCCCACCAUCCUCGUGGCCACUCCCGGCCGUCUGGAUGACUACCUUUCCGACGAGCGUGUUAGGCAAAAGUUCAACAACCUCCGCUGCUUGGUCCUGGACGAGGCCGACUGCAUGCUUGAUCAAGGCUUCUUGCCCGCCCUGACCAAGAUCCUCACAAGCCUGCCCAAAAAGCAACAGGCUGGCUGGCAGGGUAUGUGCUUCAGUGCCACGCUCCCUCCCACAAUCCACAAGGUGCUGCAUCAUGUUCUUGCUCCUAAGCACGCCCACAUCACCACUGUCGACGAGAAUGAGGCCCCUACCAUCAACAGCGUCCCUCAGUCGUACAUGAAGGUCGACUCGGUUGAUGAUGUCAUUCCUACCCUCCACAAGCUCCUGUCAGCCGAACGUUUUGACAACCCCAAGCUCAAGGCUGUUGUCUUCUGUUCGACCGCCAGACAAGCCGCUCUUUUGUACACUCUCUUCGGUCACACCGGCGGCGCUGCCCCCGCGAAGCUGCCUGUUUGGCAGAUGCAGUCACGCAUGAACCAGGCGCAGCGCACCAGGACAACUGAGGAGUUCAAGAGCACCGAGAGCGGUAUCCUCUUUGCCUCGGACGUGGUUGGACGUGGCUUGGACUUCCCCGACAUCCACCUUGUCAUCCAGGUUGGAAUUCCCCUUAACAGCGAGCAAUACGUUCACCGUGUUGGAAGAACCGGUCGCGCUGGCAAGGGUGGCCGCGCCGUCAUGAUUGUCACCCCGAGGACUUUUGGUUUGUCCGAGCGCAACCGCCAGUUCCCCAUGGUCCAGUCCAAGCUCGAGCACGCCAAGGCGGCCGCCAUCGACUCGGCCGGCAUCAUCAGCCAGUCACUGGCCAAGGUUCCCGAUCAGGUCAAGGCCCAGGCCUACGUUGCCUUCCUCGGCUUCACCAACACCAUGCGCUCCAAGAUGAAGAUCACCCCCGCCCAGAUGGUUCAGAUCGCCAACCGUUAUGCCUUCUCCCUUGGCUGCGAGGAGCCCCCUGCCAUUGAAGCGUCUACCAUUAGCAAGAUGGGACUCAAGGGUGUUCCUGGCUUGAUCAAGAAUAAGGGCCCAUCUUUCAAGUCUCAGCGCGGCGGUAACAGGCAGAACCAAUCUGCCCCCCGCGGCGGUGGUCGUGAUGCCGGCCGUGAUUCUGGCCGUGAUGCUGGUCAUGAUGCUGGUCGCGACGCUGCUCGCGAUGUGGAUGCUUCCUUCUUCGGCAAUGGUUCCAACGGAGGUGCUCCUCGUCGUGGUGGUGGUGGUGGUGGCCGUGGCCGUGGUGGCUUUGGCGGCAGAGGACGCGGUGGCCCUGCCGGUGGUGCCGGUGGUGACAGGAACAGUGGCUUCAAGAAGCCUCGUGACGACUCUGCGCCUCCCGGUCAGAACAAGAGACCGAGACGCGAAGAUUUCUGA